This is a messenger RNA of Aegilops tauschii subsp. strangulata, 1634 nucleotides long. Its product is annotated as rapid alkalinization factor. Gene Ontology annotation, biological process: calcium-mediated signaling. The record is from RefSeq and is a predicted model, not a curated record. Lineage: Eukaryota; Viridiplantae; Streptophyta; Magnoliopsida; Poales; Poaceae. Gene Ontology annotation, cellular component: plasmodesma.
UCUGGGCUCUUCGGCGAUCGUUUUUCAGGGUAUAAAUGAUCCCCUUGUCCUGGAGACAUAUGUGUGCCGAGAAGCAUUAGCUUUGGCGGAUGACCUUGCAGUGCAAUCUAUUUGCGUCGCCUCGGACUGCCAGGGAGUUGUGACACAUAUCGCGAGGGGGGCUGGAGGCCCAAAUGCUGCCAUAGUACAUGAAAUCAAGGAACAUUGUAAUAGUUUUAUCUCUUGUUUUUUCGUUCAUGAGCGCUGGAAUCAUAAUUUUGAGGCUCAUAAUCUCGCCAAGUUCACUUGUAACUUAAGUGUAGGUAGACAUGUGUGGUUGGACAUACCUCAUGACCCAAACCUUGUACCUAUAUAGGGCAAUAUUCAUAUAUCCGUUGCUCAAAAUUAAUAAAGUUGGCGAGCUCUAAAAAAAACUUAAUUCGACAUGGCUAAAAAAAAAACUUAAUUGGACAGAGUUGCCUAAAAAAACUUAAUUCGACAGAGUUGUCUUAAGAAAACUUAAUUCGUCAGAGGAGGAAAGAAACGUGGAAUGAGCCCAUGCGUCUACGUGCCAAUUGAUCUUCUUCAAAGCUAAAAUUAGGCUAGCACAAGUUUGCACCGUCAGUUGAUCCCUCCCUCGCAGGUGCCGGGGCAAGAGGCCGCAACGCGCGGCGGCACCGGCCAAUCCGACGUGCGGCCGCCCUGCUUCCUCUCCCGUCCAGCUCCUCCCUUUCCAAAUCCCCAUUCCCCCGCGUCUCCUCUCCACCUCUCCCUCCUCCCAUCCCCUUCAAAGAGAGAGGAAGGCAUGGAGGGAUCCACCCUAGCCGCAGACCGACAAACCGCAAGAAACCAGCAACCAGACUGAAGACCCACAUGGCCCGGAUCGGCGUCGCGGUGCUCGCGCUCCUGGUGGCCGCCGCGGCGGUGGCCUGCCUGCCGGCCCCGGCCUCCGCGGGCGAGCAGGACUCCAUGCUGCUGACGCGCUCGGCGACCUGCGACGGGGCCGUCGGGGAGUGCGGCGUGGACGAGGACGAGGAGAUGGGGACGGGCGCCUACGGCACCGGCGAGGCCCUGCGCCGGUCGCUGGCGCGGAAGCCGACGGCCAGGUACAUCAGCUACGCCGCUCUGCGCGCCGACCAGGUCCCCUGCAACAAGCGCGACAAGUCCUACUACACCAACUGUGGCUCGAUGCAGCAGGCCAACCCCUACACGCGCGGCUGCUCCGCCAUCACGCGCUGCGCGCGCAACAUGAACUGAUUUCGUCGUCCGGAUGCCUCGUCGAUCUCGCGCACGGACGGCAAUCAUCGAUACGUGCGUACGGAACGGGGAGGAGAUGUGACCGUGUGAGCGCCUAAUUAAGCACUGUAUGCGUUUUGUGCUGCUUCAACAUUGAUCCAACAAAAUUAACGACUGUUAUUGUUUUCGUGAGUAGCUUCUAUCUAUGUACCCACCGUGUUCCUUCUAUUGCCACGCCAAUUUAUUCCUUUUGAAAAAAUGUUUGUAUAUUUGAAGAAGAACAGAGUUUUUUUUUUCGCCUCUAUUUUCAUAUGCUUGUAAUUUUCAUAAACGGGGUUGUCAUGUUGAAGAACGAGUUAGAAUUUGUGGAUGUAUUCUAUUUACUCGAUUUAAUUAUUAAAAUUCAGUACACGGCGACA